Messenger RNA from Anneissia japonica, 2093 nucleotides. RefSeq lists its product as uncharacterized. The record is from RefSeq and is a predicted model, not a curated record. NCBI's taxonomy places the organism in Eukaryota, Metazoa, Echinodermata, Crinoidea, Comatulida, Comatulidae. The transcript is spliced from 5 exons. Bases 79 to 1284 code for a protein of 401 amino acids.
CAUAGCGGUAAAAAGCUAUCAAAUGGACGAAUUAUCGUCGGUGGCUGGAUAACGCGUGGAUAUCAGAAGGGGAAAAGAAUGGAUGAAUUAAAGUUUACUGGCUCUACGACUUCUAGCGGUAAACUCGACGAUGUUGAAAACCAAGCAUAUGAAUAUGAACCGUUUAUCAUGUGGACAGAUGACGAAAUUCAUUGGAAUUUAGGAGAAAAUCUGAAGAUUGAAGAAGCUGAGAAAAAUAUGCGGAUACAGGUGACAGAAAUAGGCAAUGGAAAAAGAAUAGUUGUGAUUAUAUCAUCUUUAGAUUCCGAAAAGGUCUUAUACAAAGGGCAAAGUAAUAAUUAUUGCACAACGUUCACAAACAUUACUAAAGAAGUUAACAUUAAAAUACCCAUAGUGAGUUUCGCAAUUAUUGAUGGAUCGUUAGUUUGUGCUUCAUCCAUGGAUAAUAUUAUGGAAACUUCAGUACCACAAGAGGAAGAAUCAUCCGAAGAUCCAGAAGUGUCAAUUAAAAAUGUACAGAAUAGGAGAAUGUUCGGCAAAGUAGGUGCCAUGUUCGCUAAUGCACUGUCAUUCUACUCAGGAGAGUCGUCGACUAGUGCAUCAACACAAAAAUACGAAAUGGUACACACAAAUGAAAUACCCUCAAUAAAUAAUGAUAAGUUAACGGAAAAUGCAAUGGAAGAAGUCUCACCAGAAACAAAUGCAUUAUUAGGCGAUAAAGAGGAAUCAACAGAAAUUACAAUAAAAGAAGAAUCAUCAAAAACAAAUAAACAGGAAGGCGAAGAACAAAUAACGCCAAUUAACGAAGAACGGGGAGAUUCAAAGGAAGAGUCUUCGGAAAAGGUAAAGAAACGGAGAUCACUUGUCACAUUUGCAAAGAAAGUCACCAAGUCCAAUAGACAGUCAUCUGGAAGUAAAUUAACAAAGGUGGCUGAAACAUCAGCAUCCAACGCCGAAGUAUCUUCAUCGCAGAUGCAAGAUAGGUCAACAUUGGAGGGAUUGUGGCAUCUGGAACAAGACAAAAACAAUGACAAGGUGAUCCGCCUGAGACCCGUAAAACACGACACAGGAUCAUCAUAUAGGCCUAGCGGCUUUGUUACUAUUUUGGAAAAUAGGAGUAAAGUUCAAUGUGAACAAAUUGUGCCAUUCACAUAUAAGGGAAAAUCUUGGUUUUUGAUGAUAUAUACGACACAUUAUAUAAACGACGAAGAAAGUAAACAGAAUCGUAGUUUAUGUACUAGAUAUCAUGUGUUCUCACUUGAAACGAUUAUGGGUUGUAAAUAGUAAUGACACCAAUAUAUGUAUGAAGUACGUGAAAAAAAACCCAUAAUAAAUAAAAAAAAUUAAUAUAAUAAUAAUAAUAAUAAUAAUAAUAAUAAUAAUAAUAAUAUUAUAAUAAUGUCCUUAUAUAGCGCUUUUUGCACAAAGCCUCUAAGGGCUUCACAUAAUUAUAAAAUGGUGUACGGUGGGAAGUGGGCGAUUAAGAUCAGCUCUUUCUUUUAUUUUUAACCUUUAUUAAAAAUGUCUGCUUCCUCAUGUUUUCUCCCUAAAUUUGUUGUCCUCUUGAUCAAGUACGUUGCCUUUUGCCUUUCUCUGCUUGCCUUACAGUAUAUGCGUCCUGUGAGCGCCAUGUUUUACAAACCUUCCUUUUCUGCUAAGUGUCCCAAAACAAUUUUAACUGUCUUCUACUAACCGUUGAAAGAAAGUAGUAUUACCAUUCAAAUGUUUAUUAAAAGUAGGCAGCACUGGGCCGUGUUCACAUCAAAACACAUUUAAUAAUCCAAGUUUGUUAAUAAUCUAAAAUAUUGUAUAUAUACUCCAAUAGUAAACUAUAAUGCUGAUGGUAUUGACCUUUCAAAGUAGUAUCCGCAUAAGCUUAUCCGUUCAUUUUUCUAUUGUAAUCCUAUAAAUUGACUGCUAAUUUACAUAUAUUGCAAUAUAUGGUAUUUAGUUGUACUGUAGCAUAUAAUAGUGAAAAAAAAUCUGUGAAAUACCGCAAACCCAGUAAUAAUACAAAACUGAUAUAUAUCAUUGCAAGCCGAUCGCCGAGGAACAUUGAGAAUAAAUGGCAAUUCGAAAUGGUUUUCUGACGA